Haliotis rufescens (red abalone) is the source of this 4199-nucleotide messenger RNA. RefSeq names its product beta-hexosaminidase subunit beta-like. Gene Ontology annotation, molecular function: beta-N-acetylhexosaminidase activity. The transcript is spliced from 12 exons. The record is from RefSeq and is a predicted model, not a curated record. The coding region runs from base 24 to 1634 and encodes 536 amino acids. Gene Ontology annotation, cellular component: membrane. Gene Ontology annotation, biological process: ganglioside catabolic process; carbohydrate metabolic process; glycosaminoglycan metabolic process. Lineage: Eukaryota; Metazoa; Mollusca; Gastropoda; Lepetellida; Haliotidae.
GCUUAUCACAUGCCUCAGUCAAAAUGGCAGCUCGACUGACUUGGUUGUGUUUCCUCGUUGUGCUGGUUUUACCAGCAAAUGCGUUUGAAGAACCGAAAAGCCGAGCUCCAGUUGCUGCAACUGUAGGAGCCCCAUGGCCCCUACCACAAAAUAUAAAGCAGUCAUCGACGGUGUUUACAGUUGAUGCACAAAACUUUAUCUUUGUAACGACCGGCGCUGCAUGCGAUAUUUUGGAUGCGGCAUACACAAGGUACAUUUCGCUGACAUUCGGUCAGGCCUAUGCCAGCAAGAACUUGAGGUUCCGGCCACGGCCAGCGGUUGGAGAUGGCGUGUUGUCGUCCCUCAGUGUCACCGUCAGCAAACCUUGCCAAGGAGUCUACCCCUCACUGCAGUCGGAUGAAUCGUAUGACCUACAAAUCACCCCGGAUGGCGCCAGCCUGAAAGCCAAUGAAGUCUGGGGAGCGCUGAGAGGCCUGGAGACUUUCAGUCAGCUGGUAACACAGCAAAGUUCAGGAGAGUUUGUAGUGAUGGAGUCCAUGAUAACUGACGCCCCAAGGUUCAAGCAUCGAGGCAUGUUGCUGGACACUUCUCGUCACUAUCUGUCAGUCGGCGCUAUCCUCAAAAACCUGGAGGCAAUGUCCCAGAACAAGUUCAAUGUGUUCCACUGGCAUAUCGUAGAUGACCAGGCCUUUCCCUUUGAGAGUACGGCCUUCCCAGAAAUGAGUAACAAGGGAGCGUACAAUCCGGAGACCCAUGUGUACACCCAGGCUAGCAUCAAAGAAAUCAUUGAGUUUGCCCGGCUGAGAGGAAUCCGAGUAAUGCCAGAGUUUGAUUCACCAGGUCACAGCCAGUCCUGGGGAAAGGCCAUCACCAAUCUUCUGACCCCUUGCUACAGUCACGGCAAGCCAGACGGGUCGUUCGGACCCAUCAAUCCCAUCCCAGAGUCCACCUACACAUUCCUGAAGACCUUCUUCCAGGACGUGGGAACAACGUUCCCCGACCAUUAUAUCCACAUGGGAGGGGAUGAGGUCUCUUUUACGUGUUGGAUGAGCAACCCCAACAUCACAAGUUUUGUCCAAAAGAUGAACUACACAAGCUAUGGACAGGUGGAGCAAUACUACAUGCAAAAGCUACUGAAUAUCAUCAACGGUCUUGGCAAGGGCUAUCAGGUCUGGCAGGAAGUGAUCGACAAUGGCGCCAAAGUGCGGCCGGACACUGUAGUCGAGGUGUGGAAGCAGCCCUGGCAGCAGGAGAUGUCCAAGGUCACCAGGAUGGGCUACCAGACUCUCCUGUCCACCUGCUGGUACCUCAGUAGAAUCCAUUAUGGCCAGGACUGGCAUGAUUACUACCAGUGUGACCCCUACGACUUUGAUGGUUCCGCUGAACAGAAGGCCCUGGUAAUAGGAGGCGAGACUGCCAUGUGGGGGGAGUAUGUCGACGACACAAACCUCCUCUCCAGGCUUUGGCCGAGGGCCUCUUCAGUCGGUGAGAGGCUAUGGAGUGCCCAGAGUGUGAACAGCACCAGCGCCGCGGAACCUCGUCUUAUUGAACACCGAUGUCGUAUGGUCAGACGUGGCAUCCCUGCUGAACCAAUCAGUGGCCCUGGAUUCUGUGACUUCGAGUACAGAACUUAGAUGUCUUACUGCAGCUGGCCAGUCCAGGGGAGAUGGAGAAGCUAUGUUAGUCAUCUGGUAGAACCUAGUACUUGCUAACACAGCAAGAAAAGCGACAACUAUAUGUACAUCAGAUUGCAGACCCACUUGUAAUAACAGAAGCAACAUCGGAAUCUACGUGUGUGAUGAGGCCGUGACACAUGAGAUGGGGAAUAACACUUCGUUCUACAUGUGAUGUUUAUCCAAUUAUUGUAUAAUUGUUUCAGAAUACUUUAUGCAAAGAGUCACUUACAGCUGGUUUCAAAUCGCAGGACCUCAUAAGAAUAGUGUGAAGGUCACCCAGUCUGGCAUCAGCUCACCCAAACAACAUGGCAUACCGUAAAUCAGCUAAUAGGUGCCCAGCUCAUGUCUUCCUUUUACAAAUGAAAUGAGUGCCCCUUCUCCACAAUAACAAAGAUCCACAAAACACAACUGUCUGAACUCCACACUGUUCUGCAGCACAUUUUUAUAAUUAGAAGACAGAUUACAUGAGCACUAUCACCAGUUGUAUCUGAAUCAGCACCCUGUAUACAUUGAAACAUGUUGGGUUGGAUAUGGUUGCAACUGGAUGAUAAGAACACAUCUGUGAUGUCAUUUUAUUGUUUAAAAGCUGCUUUUUUUCAGGAAUGGAGAGUUUUUUGUCAAUUAUGCAUUAUCUUGAACCAAUAUUUUAAUUAAUUUGCACUUGUAACUGAUGGAACUAUUUUUUAAAUAUUCUGACAAAUGAAUAAUUUCGAAUUUUGUCAAAAAAUGUGUUGCUGGUGGGGUUUGGACCAUGCAUCAUUUGAUUUGAGGAUGUGUAAUUAUGGACCCAGGCUAUGGUGACACAUGAAGGUACAUGUUUCCAGUAAAAUUAACUUUUAAAUAUUUUCAUAAUUUUGCAUAAUGCUUAAAAGCACAAAAUAUGUAUAUAAUGUUGUGUUACAGCAGGUUACAAAUGGGCAAUGUUCAUAUUUAUAGCAAUUAGAUAAACCUUUCCCGAGAAAACAAAUCAGGUAAACAUAUAUAUCCUUGUUCAGGGGCUCCAUGUUUCCUAUAAUCCCCAGCAUAUCUUAACAAUAUUCGAACAAUUGAUAAAAUACUAGUUUAGGACCCUACAAAGUUAUGAAGAGCCGUGUACCAUGCAUUGCAAAUGUCAGCUCGCGACAGAGCUUGGUGCACCUGCAACAGCGGCAGAGAUCACGUACCUCAUCCAUCACACAAGGGCGACUCGCACAGUGUAAAUACACUACAAAGAGUUCUGGUUUAUUUUGCAAAUAUUUUCCACAAGAGAAUAUUUUGUCAAAGUAUAAAAGCAGAGAUGUGUUUUAAGUGGCAGAAUAUCCUCAAAACUCUCCAUUGCUUGAAAAUAAUAGGCCUCUGCUCCAUUAUAUUUGAGGAUUGGAAAGUUACUCAGAUUAUCCUCUCUACUUAGUCUGUUUAUUUUUAUAUUGAUAGGGUAGACAUAACUUGGUAGACAGGUCACAUCUUUCAUGUUCCUGGUUUAUACACACAUACAAUAUUCAGAUACACACAUACAUAUCUUCGUGAACAUUCCUUUUUUGAAAUACUGUAUAACAUUUUGGCCACAUCUUGAAUCAUAUUUCCCUGGAAUAUUGUAUUUUUAUAUCUGCCUCCAUCCUCCAUCAUGAAGGGUAAUGCAUACUUCCACUCUACCAGAGGCCCUGAAGUGACCAGGGCCCACUUGCACAAAGCGAUCUUAGCGCUACAACUAUUGUAAGCCUAUGUUAAAGUAUGGGAGUUACGAUCGCUUUGUGCAAGUGGGUCCAGGUCAUGGCAAGACGGGAAUAUGUUGCCUCACUAAAGGCAGUUUCAGGGUAUAUGGAGGAACAGUGUACAUGUCCCAGCAUUACUGGGGAUGAUCUGAAUGCUAGUUCAGCAAUUAUUGCAGAUCUUGCCAUGUAAGAAUGGUUAAAACACUGUCAAGCUUUUGGUGGUGUUGGCCAGUGAGCUCUUCUGCCAGUUUGAUAUUAUAUUUGCGACUCCCCUCUGUUUAUUGGUAAAGGUGAUUUCCUACUAUAGCUGUGACUGCUGCUAACCAGUGAUGAUAUGUUCAUUGUCAAGUGAUAUUAUGAAAAUGAUUUGUAUUAAUCAGGGGUCUUAAUCAGGAAUAGCAUAUUCAGUAUUUAAACUGAAAUCCAUUGAAAUGCAUAUCGCUAGUGUUGCAAACACUGUAUAUAGACAAUCGCUUGCACAGUGAAGCUCCUUCUUAUGUGAUUUUGUAUUUUCUGAACUUUUGCACUUGGUUAUUGAGUUAGAUUGUUAUCCAUUAAUAUGGUUAAGGCUGCCAGCGAAGGGACCACAUGGUCGAUCACCGUUUUGGAGAGAAAAAAAAUAAUUGACAAGUCACUACAUCACCUGUUUUAAAGCUGUUCAAUUAUUUCUUUGUUAUUUUGGAGGGAUGAUAUUGUAGAUUAUGAAUCCACUCCUAAGACAAUACUGACCAGGUGGCGCCUUUACUGACAGCGUUCCCCAUGUUUGCUUUGAGCACUUUUGAUAAUGUGUGCUUGGUUAAUCACAAGAUUGCAAUAAAAAUAGACCAUAUGC